This is a messenger RNA of Closterium sp. Yama58-4, 3474 nucleotides long. The record is from the annotation of a GenBank genome assembly. Lineage: Eukaryota; Viridiplantae; Streptophyta; Zygnematophyceae; Desmidiales; Closteriaceae.
AUGCUGGUGCAGCCGCGCCACUACAAGCUCCGGAAAGUGACCAUCCCCUCCGUCUCCACCCCAACCGCCCUUGCUAUUCCGCCCCCCUCUUCCGCUUCCUGCCACCCAUGCAUGCAGCUGUGGGCGCACCACUACGAGCGCCUCAAAGUGGCAGUCAGAGCCGCCGUACGCAUCGAGCAGCUCAUGUCCCGGGCCAUGCCCGAGGCGGAGACGGACUUCUGGGCGUCGGUGCUGCUGUCCAAGGCGUGGCCUGGUGUCCACCAAACUCAUGCCUUUUUGAGUCAACUGAAAAUUUCCCACCUCUCUCUCCUCGUUGCGUCUGUCCACCAUCAGGCCAUGCCCGAGGCGGAGACGGCCUUCUGGGCAUCAGUGCUGCUGUCCAAGGCGUGGCCGCUCUUCCUCAACGACCUGAUGUCCACCAAGCUCAUGCCCAAAGUCGCGCCCUGGUUCCUCUCCCGAUACAAGCCGCCCAUGCUCGCGAAGGUGGAGGUGGUGAAGGCCAACUUCGGUGACACAGCGCCCGUCAUCACAUCCAUCAAGGCGUUCCGGGAAGGAGGCGGGCGGAACCAUGUGGAGCUGGAGGCGAGUGUGGAAAUAGUGGGUGCGGACAACAUGAGCGUGCAGGCCACGGCAUAUGUGGCGGGCAUGGCUAGCAUCCCCUGGACCGCCUACAUCACUGGGCUGCAGCUCACCGGCACGAUGCGGGUAGGGCUGCGGUUCCGCCGCUCGCUGCCCUUUGUGGACCGUGUGACGCUGAGCUUCGUGAGGCCCCCGCAGGUGUCGUGCGCCAUCAAGGUCAUGGGCGCCCUCGACGCUGCCAGCAUGCCGCUUGUGGCUUCCUAUGUGGACUACACGCUUCAAAACGCCCUCAAGACGUCCCUCUGCUGGCCCAACCGGCUGGUGGUGGUGGACGCGGUGAGGGCAGCGGCCUUCGUGCUGGACCUGCCAGUGCCGCCCCCCACGCCCGAGGAGAUCAGCAUCGUCACUCCGCGGCCCGUCACCAAGAGCAAGAUGCCACCCCCCACGGCCGAGAAGAUCAGCAUCGUCACCCCUCGGCCCGUUACCAAUGGGAAGAGUGAGUGGCGUGGUGCUGAGGGGACGGGUGAAUAUUGCCUCCUCUGCUCUCCCCAACCUUUGUCUUCCCUCCAUACCAACCCCCUUCCUGCUCUCGCCCCUUCCUGCUCUCGCCCCUUCCUGCUCUCGCCCCUUCCUCCGCUCUCUCCGCACCCACCUCUGUACGUGCCCCCAGGUACCCUCUCUGCUAUCUCCAAAAAGUUCCUUUCCAAGAAAGGUCCCACUGCCGCCUUGCCAGCUGUCGCCACGCUAUUGGUCGAAGUCAUUGAGGCAAAGGAUCUUUUGGCAGCUGAUUCGGGCGGCACGUCUGACCCCUAUGUGAAGGGGUCGAUUGGCGCCGCCCGCUUCCAAACCGCUGUCAUCUCGAAAAACCUUAACCCACAGUGGAAGCAAAAGUUUGAGGUGCCCGUGGCGGACUGGUCGCUGCCCGAAAGCUACACUCUGGUACUGCGCGUGAAAGACUACGACAUGUUUUCGGCAAACGAUGCGAUUGGGCGGGCUCAGAUGGACAUUAGUGCGGUGAGGGGGGCUGGGAGAAAGGAAGAGUGGCUGCCUUUGGUUGACGGUGGGAAGGGGAAGAUUAGAGUGGCCGUAGAGGUGAAGGAGGAUGGGGGGGGCAUUGGUCCCAACAGCAGUGAUUCCGAUCCUGCUGGCCCUUCAGCUUCUGCUGCUGGUGGUGCUGGUGGUGAGAGUGGUGGUGAGAGUGGUGGUGAGAGUGGUGGUGAGAGUGGUGGUGCUGUGGGUGGAAAGGGGGUGGAGAGAGCACCGUCAGAUGCAUCAAUGACCACGAUGGAGUCUUACACUCAUGACUCCCAAUCCGUGUCUCCUGCCCGCUCAGAGGAUGCUGCUCAAGCGGCUGCUCCCACCACAGCCACAGUCAUUCCCCGUGCAUCUACCCCCGAGGUCCCCCCUUCCCCAUCUCUCACGCCCUCCUCCUCCUCCUCAACCUCCAAAAGCAGCAGCUGGUUCCGAGGCCUGUCGGGCUCCGGCCGUGCCAGCCGUAACAGCCGCAACAACACCAGCACAGGCAGCAACAGCACCUCUUCUCAGCUGAUGGCGCUUGAGGAAACCACCCCUGGGGCCUCAACUCCCAAGGACAUGGCUCCUGCACCGAAAACGCCCAAGGAGGGCACACCGCGGUCAAGCAGCCGCAGCUGGUCGUUCAAGGCGGGGUCGCUCAGGCGCCUGGGGUCGGGGGCCGGUGCGAGCUUGGCCAUUGCAGUGGCGACCGUCCACGUGGAGGUGAUCGAGGCAGACUCCCUUGUUGCCGCCGACAAGACCGGCACAUCUGACCCUUACCUGAAGGGCUCCCUGGGCUCCUCCAAAUUCUCCACCAAAAUCAUUUUCAAGUCGCUCUGCCCGCGAUGGAACGAAAAGUUUUCUCUGCCCGUGAAGGAAUGGCCGCCUGCGGGCAGCCCGUUCCUGCUGAAGCUGAAUGUUUUCGACCGCGACAUGAUGACUCAGCAUGACCCGCUAGGGAUGGCUGUCCUCGAUAUCAUGCCGCUCAGGGACGGUAUUAGGCACGACCUGUGGGUGAAACUAGAGAAUGUGACUACAGGGAGGGUGCAUGUGGCUGUGACUGUAGAGGAUCACAUGGGGCAGGCAGAGACCGAUGAGGAGGAGAAUGAGUCAGUGGAAGGAGGGGAGGAGGGGGUUAACUCUGCCCCUAAUGCUGCUGCCCAGGUAACACCUGCACCAGAAUCACCUUCCCAGUCGGCGUCACGGUCGUUCAAGAGGCAAGUGAGCAAGGCGCGUGCACUGACCAGCAUUCCAUCAGGCGAGGAGCUCUCAGCCAUGGCUGAUCCCCCUGCUGCCUCUUCCUACGGGCCUUCCAGCCCCCCGCCUGCCAGUGACUCUCCUGUGGCGGCUGGAGAGGCAGGAGCGGUGGCAGAAGGAGGCGGGGAGUGUGAUGGGCAGGGGCAGCAGGGAGUGGAGAAAGAGGUGCCGCAGGUGUGGGUGGCACAUGUGGAGAUUAUCGAAGCCACGAAUCUGGUCGUUGCUGACAUGACAGGUUAUUCGGAUCCUUACACGAUUGGCAAAAUUGGAGAAGCGACGUUUCAAACGAAGCAUAUCUCUCGAACACUCAACCCUAAAUGGUACGAGGAGUUUAGGGUCUCCGUUCCUGUCUGGGACCCUGACGUCACGUACCUUCAACUUCUUGUGAAAGAUCGAGACACAUUCUCUUCUGACGAGUCGAUAGGCAAUGCGAAUGUCAACCUGAACGUGUUGCGGGAUGGGCAGCGCCAUGCGCUCUGGUUACCGUUACAAGGGGUGAAGAGCGGCAAGUUGCAUGUGGCGGUGACGUUGAAGGAGCAAAACGUGGAGUCUAACGUAGUGGUGCACGAGUUAAUGCCUGGCUGUGUCAUCGAGUGUUAUGAUGCGAUCAAGCUGGUGCUCUAG